GAGCCUGAACUGGUGUCUGCAAUGGCAAUGCACAAAACCAAUACUAGAACUAGAAAUAUCCAUAUGAAAAAGGGAAGAGAUGGAUGGCCCACAAAAAGUAGUAGAGAGAAGAAAACUACACAUGAACAAACCAGUAACAUAGUACUCUGGAUGAUGGAAUUAGAAGUACACACGAAGAGGUGGAGUAAGGGAUUGUGUGGUCUCUAAAACAAGCCCAGUUUGUCUCCCCAUGAUUGAAGCAAGGCACUUGCAAAUAAUAGUGCGACUGCAAGGCUCUGAAUUGUUUGUUUCUCUCUUAAUCUUUUGCCUUUCAUGAGCAGGCAGAUUGAUAUGUAGGGACACAUUGCAUUUAGCCUCCUAUAAUGAAAUGAAUAUGGGAACAUAGCUAGUGGAGUUCCAAUGAAUGGGCAAGUGUGUGAGUAUAAGUAAAAACCACCAAUCUCUAAUUUUAAAUAUCUAAAAAUCAAUGUAGGCACUAGGCAGCAUUAUAUUCUUCCCUAUUUGCUUCCUAUCAAUAAAGAUUUUAUUUUUUUUGUUGUUCCCUUUUGGAAAUCAACAAACUUUUUCUUAGUUUUAUUAGCAAGAAGCUCAAAAAGGUCAUAUUUCAUAUUUCCCAUGGAUUCACAAAGGAAAGAACAAAGUCUAUCUAAGGCUUCUCCACGUGCAGAUACUCAGAACGAACAAGAACUACUUGUUGAAGAAGAAGAAGAAGAAGAGGCUGAUCCUUCUCUCCAGUUGGAUCUCAAGCUGACUAGAAGCAAUGAGUUCCAUAGAGAGCUCAACCUUAUCGACUGCUUCAACAUGGAUUCAAUCAAUACUUCAUCAGAAACUCCUCAAACUACAGAUGUUGAGCAAAGAGUCUUCUCAUGCAAUUACUGUCAAAGGAAAUUCUACAGCUCACAGGCACUUGGAGGACACCAAAAUGCCCAUAAAAGAGAGAGGACGCUUGCCAAACGAGGAAGGAUAGGGGCUUUUGGACACCCUUACUUGCACCGCCAUUAUUAUCCAGACAUGGCUUCUCUUCCUCUCUAUGGUGCAUAUGGUAGAUCUCUUGGAAUUCAAGCUCACUCCAUGAUCCAUAAGCCUUGUCAUCUAUCUUUCGCUAAUGGGUUCGCAAAUCUUUAUGGACAUGGCAAUUGGUCUAGGCCUCCUAUUGACCAACACCCAGCCAUAGGAAAGCUGUCAAUGAAUCAUUAUCAUGUAAAUGCAACAACGGCAACAUCAUCGCCGGGGACUUCAUGUUCCGGCGUCGGUAGGUUCAACUUAGAGAAGAGUACUAUAGCGGGUUCUCCUGCCGACGAGGGAAUUGCUAGUUGUUGGCUGGGUAAUAAUCAGGAUGAAUUGCAGAAGCUUGACUUGUCCCUCAAGCUCUAAGUACAUCCUUUUUUGCCUUAUAAUUUAAUUUCAUAUUUAGUAUUUUGGUACGUUUCUCUUGGAAAUCAUAUGUAAGUCUGGUUCCAAAUUGCUUAAAGCUUUGUUUUUUUUUUCUUUUUAGGUAUUCUUGAAUCAUCUUGUAACAACUUAUGCAAUAUAAAAUAAGUGAAAAGAAAAUCAUAUUCUUUUUAAA
Manihot esculenta (cassava) is the source of this 1567-nucleotide messenger RNA. RefSeq names its product zinc finger protein 3. Gene Ontology annotation, biological process: negative regulation of abscisic acid-activated signaling pathway. The transcript has a single exon. Lineage: Eukaryota; Viridiplantae; Streptophyta; Magnoliopsida; Malpighiales; Euphorbiaceae. Bases 616 to 1374 code for a protein of 252 amino acids. The record is from RefSeq and is a predicted model, not a curated record.